AUGGCCGUGCUCGCAGCUGUCGGGCAGAUCUGCGCCACGGGGUCCCUCAAGGCCAACCUGGACCAGUGUGUGAGGCUCGUUAGCAAGGCCGCCGUCGGCGGGGCAAAGAUACUGUUCCUGCCUGAGGCUUCAGACUACAUCGCACCCAACGCCCAGACAUCGUUGGAGCUUGCGGUGCCGCAGGCGACGUCGCCAUUCGUCCUCGGGCUACGUGCCGCCGCGAAGCAGCACGCCAUCGCUGUUCAUGUCGGCAUCCAUCACCCUAUAGAAGCAGCCCCGGGUGCGCCCAUUCGAAAGCUGCUCAAUCGCGCCUUGUACAUCAACGCAGACGGUGCCAUUGUCGACGCGGCGACGUACGACAAGCUUCACGUGUUUGAUUAUGGGUCUCUCAAGGAGAGCAACACCGUUCAGCCGGGGCCGACGCUCACGGCUCCGUUUGACUCACCGGUAGGUAGGAUAGGCAGUCUCAUAUGCUUCGACGUGCGGUUUCCCGAGACUGCGAUUGCUUUGGCGCAGCCGGGCAAGUCAAGUAGAUGGUUCAACCGCCCCGCACAGAUCUUGACGUACCCCAGCGCGUUUACGAUUCGCACGGGCGAGGCGCACUGGGAGACGCUGCUCCGGGCGCGGGCCAUUGAGACAGAAAGCUGGGUGGUGGCCGCCGCGCAGGUUGGUCAGCACAACGAGAAACGGGCGAGCUACGGAAGGAGCAUUGUCGUGGACCCGUGGGGCACAGUGAGACUGCGGCUCAAGGGAGUUGUGGACGCCAGUGGUGAGGCCGAGGAGGGGGCAGUGGGGGAGAUUGGUUUCGUUGAGAUGGACAUGGACAUGACAAGCCGAGUGAGGGAGGGCAUGCCGCUGCAGAGGCGAACGGACGUCUACCCCGAGUUGCCCGGACGGCCGGACGGCACGGGCUGA
Purpureocillium lilacinum is the source of this 915-nucleotide messenger RNA. RefSeq names its product carbon-nitrogen hydrolase. Lineage: Eukaryota; Fungi; Ascomycota; Sordariomycetes; Hypocreales; Ophiocordycipitaceae. The record is from RefSeq and is a predicted model, not a curated record.